Hemicordylus capensis (graceful crag lizard) is the source of this 2155-nucleotide messenger RNA. Its product is annotated as large proline-rich protein BAG6-like. Gene Ontology annotation, molecular function: actin binding; microtubule binding. Bases 84 to 2027 code for a protein of 647 amino acids. The record is from RefSeq and is a predicted model, not a curated record. Gene Ontology annotation, cellular component: actin filament; cytoplasm. NCBI's taxonomy places the organism in Eukaryota, Metazoa, Chordata, Lepidosauria, Squamata, Cordylidae. The transcript has 14 exons. Gene Ontology annotation, biological process: actin filament polymerization.
UUCUAGAUAAGCUGCAGCAUCUUUGAUAAGUUGGCUGUCUUUGGCUGUCCGUUUAUCAUCAGCUUAUCAUCUUAGCUGUCAGGAUGGGUGGCUGCUGGUCAUGGGUGAACUGUAGGUCUCACCCAGAGGCAGAACCCAAGGAUGAAGAUGAAGAGGGGGCACAGACUGGUCAUCCCAGAAAUCCAGCCCAUGUUGCCCCGUGUCCUGGGGGACCCAUGUUGCACCAUGUUCUGGGGGACCCUCUGAGGGAAGAGCCCAAUGAGGCUACCUUGGUGCCAGGACCACUUCCAGGACCUCACAUCAACAAUGGUAUUCUGGGAGAAGAGCUCAACGAGGCAACCUCAGUGCCAGGAUCCCUUUCAGGACCUCUCAUUUGCACUGAUAUUCUGGAGGAAACGCUCAAAGAGGAAACUUUGAUGCCAGGAUCCCUUCUAGGACCUCACAUCACCAAUGACAUUCUGGUGGAAGAGGUCAAUGAGGAAACCUCAGUGCCAGGUCCUUCCAUCCCCACUGGCACUCCAAAGGAAGAAGCUUUUGUGUCAGAGCCCUUACCAGAGCCUUCCACUGCUGACAAUGAUCUUGCACAAGAAAUAGAAAUCCUCACAAGAUUACAGAAUGACUAUGUCCAGCGGCAAAUGAGGGUUCGCCGCAUUUCCCAGCAGUUCCCUCAUUCUCUCCGGGCCAUCAACCUGCAAAUUGGACACGCAAGGACAAGGCUCAUCAGCAGUGAAGUUCGGCUGCAGCGGUGGGGAAAGGAAGGUGACCAAACUCUGAUGCCUGUAAUUCAGACAGCUUCUCAUGAUGUUCCUGAAGGCCCUGCUACAUGUCUCCGCACCCCUGGGUCCAGUUCAUCACCAUCUUCUGCCUCAGUGGAAGUUGGCUCCAUCCCACCAUCUGCCUCCAUGUCUUCUUUCCUCCUGCAUCCCUCUCCCCCUCCUCCUCCUUCCCCACCUCCUCUAGAGCUGGACCUCAGCAAUGUAAAAGAAACUUUGCAGAGUUUGAUGGAUUUGCAGUACCAUCAGCUGAAUGACCGUGACCAAACUCUGAUGCCUGUAAUUCAGACAGCUUCUCAUGAUGUUCCUGAAGGCCCUGCUACAUGUCUCCGCACCCCUGGGUCCAGUUCAUCAUCAUCUUCUGCCUCAGUGGAAGUUGGCUCCAUCCCACCAUCUGCCUCCAUGUCUUCUUUCCUCCUGCAUCCCUCUCCCCCUCCUCCUCCUCCCCCACCUCCUCUAGAGCUGGACCUCAGCAAUGUAAAAGAAACUUUGCAGAGUUUGAUGGAUUUGCAGUACCAUCAGCUGAAUGACCGUGACCAAACUCUGAUGCCUGUAAUUCAGACAGCUUCUCAUGAUGUUCCUGAAGGCCCUGCUACAUGUCUCCGCACCCCUGGGUCCAGUUCAUCAUCAUCUUCUGCCUCAGUGGAAGUUGGCUCCAUCCCACCAUCUGCCUCCAUGUCUUCUUUCCUCCUGCAUCCCUCUCCCCCUCCUCCUCCUUCCCCACCUCCUCUAGAGCUGGACCUCAGCAAUGUAAAAGAAACUUUGCAGAGUUUGAUGGAUUUGCAGUACCAUCAGCUGAAUGACCGUGACCAAACUCUGAUGCCUGUAAUUCAGACAGCUUCUCAUGAUGUUCCUGAAGGCCCUGCUACAUGUCUCCGCACCCCUGGGUCCAGUUCAUCAUCAUCUUCUGCCUCAGUGGAAGUUGGCUCCAUCCCACCAUCUGCCUCCAUGUCUUCUUUCCUCCUGCAUCCCUCUCCCCCUCCUCCUCCUCCCCCACCUCCUCUAGAGCUGGACCUCAGCAAUGUAAAAGAAACUUUGCAGAGUUUGAUGGAUUUGCAGUACCAUCAGCUGAAUGACCGCCAAAGAGACCUCCGCAGCUGCCAGGAAUGUGUGCAAAACAUCAAGGCACUGAGGGGACAGCUCAGGAGACUGCGGAGCAGACUGGCAAGGGUGGAAGCCACCAUGGGGAUCCUAGUUCCUCCAAGGGAGCUGGAUGUUGAGGAGGAAAAAGAGGAAGACAAAAACCAGCAAUAAAAUGCUGCAUAUUUAUUUUAAAAAUAUUAAACUUUUGUUUUAAUUGGAUGCGAUGUGGAGAUAAAACAGCAAUAGAACAUGCAUAUUUACUGCUUAAAAAUUAAAAUGUUGAUUUUAAAGAAAAUAAA